Ipomoea nil (Japanese morning glory) is the source of this 603-nucleotide messenger RNA. RefSeq names its product biogenesis of lysosome-related organelles complex 1 subunit 2. The transcript has 3 exons. Bases 128 to 484 code for a protein of 118 amino acids. NCBI's taxonomy places the organism in Eukaryota, Viridiplantae, Streptophyta, Magnoliopsida, Solanales, Convolvulaceae. The record is from RefSeq and is a predicted model, not a curated record.
ACCCAUUUUAUUUAAAGGAAUCUGAAAUCGGAGUUUUUCUCUCUCUUCGCGAUCUGCAAUUCUGCACCAAACGCACCUCGCCAAGGAAAGAAAAGAGAAGGGAAAACAUUGAAUUUUGCAAACUAAAAUGGCUUCUGGAGAUGAUCGCGACCACUUGGCUGAAUCACUCAAUGACCUAUUCACCAAUGUCUCAAAGAUGGUCAAGGGCGAGCUUCAGGAAACUAACAAUCUACUCGAACUUUUGGAGAGAAUGAAUAUACGAGUUGCUGAAGAGUAUAAAGGCUUUGGUGAUGUGGCUUCCGGGCUGAGAGUUUUUGUUGAGCAGCUCAAGUCCAAAAGCGGUAGCUUUGACGAGUAUGUGCAGCAGAUUGAUUCAAUAGAGGGGCAAGUAACUGAACUUGAAGCUGUAGUAUCUAUGCUUGAUAAGUAUGUUUCUUUGUUGGAAUCAAAAGUUCAGUCUGUGUACCAUACUCCACCUUCAUGAUGACUACACCUUUUAAAUCCUCAUAUUGUUCAUUAAUUUUACUCUUUCUUAGGGUGUGUUUGGUUCAUGGGAUUAGACCCGAGGAAUGGAAAUGGAAGUCAUACAGAUUGUUUGGUUGA